AUGGAGUUUGCCCAGGAGGCGAUGGCUAAGCAUGCGCCCAUCGAUGGGAUGCUGCUGGGCUUCAGCCAGGGCAGCAACCUCUGCCACCCUUUGGCGGCUUCAGGCACUUUAGGCCAGGGACAUCCGCUGCACUGCGUGGUGCACCUCUGCAGUAACAAGCCUGGUUGGGUGGGGCAGACGCCGGAGCUCUUCGAGUACCAGCUGCCCUUGCCAGCUCUCAUCGUCGAGGGCAAGGUGGACGAAGUCGCGAAAGGCAGCGAUGAGGCCAUCCGAGUUGCGCCAGACUGA
This is a messenger RNA of Symbiodinium natans, 288 nucleotides long. The record is from the annotation of a GenBank genome assembly. Lineage: Eukaryota; Dinophyceae; Suessiales; Symbiodiniaceae.